CGGGUGAGGGUCUUCUCUGAUCCGAGAAUGGCUACUCCUCGGUACGAGCCAGUGGCUGAGAUUGGGGUUGGUGCCUAUGGAACGGUAUACAAGGCCCAUGAUCCGCACAGCGGCCACUUCGUGGCCCUCAAGAGCGUUAGAGUCCCUAAAGGAGGAGGUGCCGGAGGGGGCCUUCCCAUCAGCACAGUUCCUGAAGUGGCAUUGCUGAGGAGGCUGGAGGCUUUUGAGCAUCCCAACGUUGUCCGGCUGAUGGACGUCUGCGCCACUGCCCGAACCGACCGGGAGACCAAAGUGACCCUGGUGUUUGAGCACGUGGACCAAGACCUGAGAACGUACCUGGACAAGGCACCCCCACCGGGCUUGCCAGUGGAGACCAUCAAGGAUCUGAUGCGCCAGUUUCUAAGAGGCCUAGAUUUCCUUCAUGCCAACUGCAUCCUUCACCGAGACCUGAAGCCCGAGAACAUUCUGGUGACCAGUGGUGGGACAGUCAAGCUGGCUGACUUUGGCCUGGCCAGAAUCUACAGCUACCAGAUGGCACUUACGCCUGUGGUUGUUACACUCUGGUAUCCUGCUCCAGAAGUUCUUCUGCAGUCUACGUAUGCAACAUAUGCAACACCCGUGGACAUGUGGAGAGUGGCUGUAUCUUCGCAGAGAUGUUUCGUUCGCAAGCCUCUCUUCUGUGGAAACUCUGAAGCUGACCAGUUAGGCAAAAUCUUGGACCUGAUCGGGCUGCCCCCAGAGGAUGACUGGCCCCGAGAUGUGUCUCUGCCCCGAGGAGCCUUUUCCCCCGAGGGCCCCCGUCCAGUACACACAGUGGUACCUGAGAUGGAGGAGUCUGGAGCACAGCUGCUGCUGGAGAUGCUGACUUUUAACCCACACAAGCGAAUCUCUGCCUUCCGAGCCCUGCAGCACUCUUAUCUACAAAAGGCAGAAGGUAACCCAGAGUGAGCAGUGGAACGGCUGCCACAGUAGCAAGAGGAGAGAAGCUGUCUUUUCUCUUCCUUGGAACACUUGAGUGGAG
This is a messenger RNA of Canis lupus familiaris (dog), 1021 nucleotides long. RefSeq names its product cyclin-dependent kinase 4-like. NCBI's taxonomy places the organism in Eukaryota, Metazoa, Chordata, Mammalia, Carnivora, Canidae. Gene Ontology annotation, biological process: signal transduction; G1/S transition of mitotic cell cycle; regulation of gene expression. The record is from RefSeq and is a predicted model, not a curated record. Gene Ontology annotation, cellular component: cyclin-dependent protein kinase holoenzyme complex; nucleus; cytoplasm. Gene Ontology annotation, molecular function: cyclin-dependent protein serine/threonine kinase activity; cyclin binding; ATP binding.